Molecule: messenger RNA, 459 nt
Organism: Moneuplotes crassus
Lineage: Eukaryota; Ciliophora; Spirotrichea; Euplotida; Euplotidae
Source: the annotation of a GenBank genome assembly
AUGGUGAAAUUUACCUGGCAUCAAAUGAUUACUUUUUAAUUUUUGACUGAAAGUAAAAACAAAUUACAUUUCUUGGAAGGGAGUCAGGCUUCUUUUUUUCAUUUGAGAAGCAGAUCUUGAGUUGGCAAGAGGGUUAGAUCUAUGAAUUAAAGUCCUACUUUGUAUUCUUAUAUUGAUCCCAAGGAUCUCAACAGUAGGUAAUUUAGAAACCUUGAGUGGUUUCAGCGGGGUCAUUAGAAGUUCAUAUUUUACAAGUAAGCGGAAGCCAGGGCAAAAAGUAAAUAGAACAAAUGCUUAAGUAAUGGGGUAUUCUGAUUAAUGUAUGCACUUUUGGGAAUACCUCAAAGACUUUAAGUAGGUUUAAAUCAAAGAAAUCUGGAUCGAUUCCUACACCCGAAAGAUUUUGAUUUUGUCGAUGAAGAAUUCAUUUUUUUAUUAACAGAUAUGAUAUUCUAAGUA